Chara braunii is the source of this 499-nucleotide messenger RNA. Lineage: Eukaryota; Viridiplantae; Streptophyta; Charophyceae; Charales; Characeae. The record is from the annotation of a GenBank genome assembly.
ACACUCAGGCAACAUUUUUCUUACCUGAGAACUGUUGACCAGUUCGAGGAACGUUGCUUUCAACACCAACGUUAAUUUAAAUGUUGCUUGAACAAGGCAAACGUUUCUCCAACCUGAAAAUCAACAGAGUUUUUUUUUUGUCGGGAGGAGGAGGAGGAGGAGGAGGAGGAGGAGGUGGUCCUAAUGGAGGAGGAGGUCCCGAUGGAGGGGGAGGAGGUCCCGAUGAUGGGGAGAGAGGAGGAGGAGGUCCCGAUGCAGGAGGAGGUCCCGAUGGAGGAGGAGGAGGACGUCCCGACGAUGAAGGAGGAGGAGGAGGAGGAGGAGGUGGUAAAGGAGGGGGAAGAGGAGGAGGAGGAGGUCCCGACAAUGGAGGAGGAGGAGGUCCCGAUUAUGGAGGAGGAGGAGGAGGAUGACGAAGGGAAGGAAACUUACCGGGCGAGGGUGGGCGAUGGCGCGUGGGUUGCGAGCGUUAGGCGUCGGAGCUCGGCAAACUGCAACG